Molecule: messenger RNA, 1076 nt
Organism: Misgurnus anguillicaudatus (oriental weatherfish)
Lineage: Eukaryota; Metazoa; Chordata; Actinopteri; Cypriniformes; Cobitidae
Product: glutathione S-transferase A
Biological process (GO): glutathione metabolic process; L-phenylalanine catabolic process
Cellular component (GO): mitochondrion
Molecular function (GO): maleylacetoacetate isomerase activity; glutathione transferase activity
Source: RefSeq, a predicted model, not a curated record
UGUCUGUCAGCGUGCACGCGCUUGUAGGUGCGUUGUUUGACGUUCACGUAACGUGCAGUGACUGUCAUAUUAAAUCAUUAAAGUGCUCAGCUGCAGACAUGUCUAAAGAGAUCACACUGUACUGGUGCUCGGAUUCUCCACCCUGCUGGCGUGUGAGGAUCACGCUGGAGGAGAAACAGCUGCACGGAUAUAACAGUAAACUGCUGUCGUUUAUAAAAAAUGAACAUAAAGGUCCUGAGGUGAUGGCGCUAAACCCCAGAGGACAGCUUCCAACUAUGAAGCACGGAGACAGAAUCGUGAACGAAUCGUUUGGCGCGUGCAUGUAUCUGGAGAGUGUGUUUAAAAGGCAAGGCACACAACUGAUCCCAGAUGACCCUGCUGAACAGGCUUUGGUUUAUCAGCGCAUGUUUGAGACAAACACCCUGCAGCAGAAAAUGUAUGAUGUGGCUUUCUAUGAAUGGUUUGUACCUGAAGGAGAGAGACUUGAAUCUGCCCUGAAGAGAAGGAAAGAAGAUUUAAUUUCUGAGCUGAAACUGUGGAACGGCUAUCUGGAGAAGAUGGGGAAAGGAUCUUACCUCGCUGGCAAAAACUUCACCAUGGCCGAUGUUGUUUGCUUCCCCGUCAUUGCAUACUUUCCACGUCUUGGUUGUCCUAAAGAGAGAUGUCCCAGACUGAUGGAGUAUUAUGAGAUGGUGAAGGAUCGGCCCAGUAUUAAAGCCAGCUGGCCACCACACUGGCUGGAGAAUCCUGAGGCCGAGAGCAAACUGAAGGACUUAUAAACUUCAGCCUUCUGUCACAGACUAAACUUUACUUCUUUAUAUAAAGUGUGUGUUUAUGAAUAUAUAUAACAUUACAAGAAAAUUACAUUUAAUUUAAACUGAUAUCACACACUAGAACAGGGGUGGGCAUUCCUGGUCCUGGGGGGCCACAGUCCUGCAGAGUUAACCUCCAACCCUAAUCAAACACAACUUAACAUUUAUUUAAAAAAUCAUUUUCCACCAAGAUGAACUGACUCUUCAUGGAUCUGUAAUUACAAACAUUUAUGAGUUUUCAAUAAACCAUUUUCUUGUUUCAUC